Messenger RNA from Saprolegnia parasitica CBS 223.65, 2097 nucleotides. RefSeq lists its product as hypothetical. The transcript is spliced from 4 exons. Bases 1 to 2097 code for a protein of 698 amino acids. Lineage: Eukaryota; Oomycota; Saprolegniomycetes; Saprolegniales; Saprolegniaceae. The record is from RefSeq and is a predicted model, not a curated record.
AUGUUGGCCAGCAUCCAAGAUGCGACGCCUGUCGUCUGCGGCGCCGCGUUCACGCGCCAGCACGCGACGGUCGACGAGAACGACGAAGCGAUCGACUUUAGCACAACGCCGCUCUCGCUUCGGCGCGCGCUCAUCUCGGUUGUCUCGUACCUCUUGUUGCUGACCGACGUGCCCCGAACGUCUUCCGAGAACGGCAGCAUCCACGGCACGUCCAUGGAGCCCAACGUCUACUUGGUGGACAUUCCAACGCCCAUUUCGGUUCUGCAGUUUACACAGUCGACGACGGCGUGGCACGCGACGAGCGGCAACACGUCGGUGCAGUCGCUGCCUGUCGCCGCCUACAAGACGUCGCCGUCGGCAGCCGCCGUUCGCGGCUACGUCUACAACCGCAAUCUGUGGCCACCGUGCUUGGACUACGCCACAAGCUGCGGCUCUGACGCGAUUGCAGUGCCCGAGGUCGUUGCCUUUUGGAACCGCAUCAUCGCGGCGGCGGCGGCGGCACCGGCGCCAAGGGCGUUCCAGGGCGUCAACACAACUCUAAAGUACGCGCUACGCGUCCAAGACGACCGACUCGACCGGAUUUACGACUACAUUGCCUUCCAGUUUGUCGACCUGACGGCGUACCGGUCGAUCUGGGUCUCGUACAUGAACGCGUCGGUCGCCUCGCUCUGCGCCGUGCACGCGAUCGGUCGCCCGCUCUUUUGCAGCAAGAGCUGGGCGUCGCAGGCGGGUGUCUCCGUCGUAGCCGACAUCACAGCCCGCGCGGGCGCGCUCCAGGCGCAGUACCCGCAAGCCACCAUCGACGUGUUCAUUGCAGAGUCCGAGGCCGACCCGGCGCGGCGCCACGGCGGCUUUGCGUACGUGGGUUUCUCGGCCUUUGACACGACGACCGUCCUCCGCGCAGUGCACGCCAAUGUGACGGUCGCGCUCGACGAGGUCCGCUACGCAGGCAGCCGCAUUUGGUCCAACAUUGGGAGCUGGACGUCGUACACACAAGGCUUCCGGUCCAUUGGUCAAGCGUACAUGGGUCUGCGCCUCCUCAUGCUCUUUCUGGGCUGCUACGUUGCAACGGACGGCGACAAGAGAGCCGCGAUGCGCGCGAUGCUCUCGGUGCCGAGCCAAGUGGUCGUCUACGGCAGCUGGUUCCCCGUGCUCUGCUACGCUGUCGCGCACCUCAUCGACGCGCCCGUCACGUACACCGCGACCGAGCAGCUCUUCUCGACCGCGUCCGAUUUCGUCGCAUUGCCUUUCUCGACCAUGAGCUAUAUCCUCGCCGUGCGCCUCCGGUGUGUCUGGGUGCUCGCGCUCCUUCUCAAGCUCUUCUCGUUCCUGAUCAACAUUGGCGUGUGGCACCCCAACGGCACCAUCGGUCUCCGCGGCCACCUCGUCGCACUGCUGUGCCUCCUCGCGCUUCUAUCAAUGUUUCAACUCGAUCUUCUGCGCGACGUGCCGGUGCGCGCCGUCUUUGUCGUCGAGCCCAGCACGAUCAUCGCACUGUACAUGUCCGAGGUGUUCACCGACAUGAACAACCGCCUCUCGGGCUUCUACCACGACACGCUCUCGGUGGCCGCCGCGUUUCUGCUGCUCGUAGCACCUCUCGCGCUCGGCGUCCAGUGGUGGCGACACCACCACAACGCGGUGCAUUGGCGGCGGCACCCGCUCUUCUUUGGCAAAACCAAGGCGCCGUUCGCAGCCGCCAAGCUCUGGUCCAGCACGGCCAUGACCAUGAGCUGGGGCGACGGCGUUUUGGACGUCGACCCGGUCUCUGCGCUGGCGACCGUGCCGCUGCCGCGCUCCGAGGGCGCGCAUCUCGACGACCUUUUCCGCGCCGACCACGACACGUCGACCAAGCACAUCCUCAUGAACAUUGUGCACAUGAGCGACCCGAUCACGUUCCUUUGGCUCUCGAGCGGCAGCCUCGUCGUGUACGAGUACGGCAUUGUGACGCCGACGCGCGAGAAGAAGCGCAUCUUGCAUCCGUUCACGAAGGACGACAUUGUCUACCACUGCUAUGACAUUGCGCGGGACGAACUCACGCUGCAGGACACGCUGCUCACCAAAGACAUUUCGUGGCGGCGCCUCGUGCGCUGCUACUAA